AUGGCAUCUUCUACCGAUAGUAAACUUGUUAUUGAUCGAACUGCAUUCGAAGCUUAUACACAACUUCGAGCGAUUGCUAAAAAAUACAAUGUCGAAGACAAACUCGAAGUACCUCAAUUGGUUCUUGUCGGUGAAACAUCAACCGGCAAAUCAAUGCUCGUACAAAAUUUUCUUCGAUUUCCUUGUUCAUUCUCUCAGACAGGAGUUGCAACACGUUGUCCAGUAGCUUAUCGACUUGUCUACAAUCCAACGUUACCAAUUGGUGAACUUCGUAUUAUUCGACCAAGAGGUAUUACUGCCCCUCAACUAGCAAAUUAUUUAGAAAAGUUAAUGAAACGUAUUCAAGAAGAAUGUUCCGCAACAGGUGGCUUUCGAUUAGAACCUGAAUGGAUCGAAAUUGAAAGUGCUGAAUAUACGGAUUUUGAAAUUCUUGAUCUACCUGGUCUAGUUGGUGGUGAUAAAGUGGCUGAAAAUCGAAAAGCAGUAGAGAAAAUAGCCGAAGCUUUUGUACGUAAUCCUCGAUUCUCCAUUGUUCUAUUGAAAGAGACGACACAAAUUACUGAUAAUAGUCAUGGAGCACGUGUCAUUGAUGAACUUUGUAAGAAACAAAUAAGUUCUGAUUCAUCUUUAUCAGCACGACCCAAUUACCAUGAAAAUAUGAUUACUAUUCACACGAAAUUUGACUCGUUUAUGUUGAAUUUUACCAAUGGAACUGCAGCCAAUAAUGAAAUGUCAAAGCAAUUACAAGAUUUUGGUCCUUCUUUCUUCACUAAUAUGAUUUUUGAUGGAUAUUCAAUGGUAGAACGAUCGUUUGAUGAUAAUGUUGCCUAUCUUCGGGAUUUACCACGUCGAGAACAGCAAGAAAUAGACAGAUGGAUUGAGAAAAUGAAUCAAAAGAGUGUUGAAUCAGCAGAUGGUUAUCAACGUUUCAAUGAAAAAUAUCGGAAACUUAUUGGCAUCGACGCUGUACGAAAUCAAAUUCAAUCACUCUGGCUCAAAUCAUUUCGUUCAGCAUUGCCAAAAUUAAGAGAGAAAAUUCAAGAUGAACUUGAUAAAGCUCAAUGUCAAUACGAUGAGGAACAAGAACGAUACAAAUUACUCGAUCCUCGAGCUCUUCGAGAUACCUAUAAAAAUUAUAUCCGUGAUUUUCACAAGAUUCUUUGUCAAUAUGCAAGUUACCGAUCGGAAAUCGACUUUAUUUUUACACUCGAACGAUAUGGUCACACAUAUGAGGAAAUUGAAAAUUCCUAUAAUGAAUGGCCUCGUAAGAAAACAGUCACUUGGCGAGCAUAUUUAAGUGUAAACGAUUUGAAACGGCUACAUCCCGAUGAACGUGAACUGAUCAAUGCACGUUAUGUUGGUUGUCGUCAUUUUGUACGACUUCACAAUCUCUUCUCAUAUAUGAUUCUAAAUUUUAAACCACGAGAACCAACUCGAGAUUGGAUUGAAUCAGCUGCUUCACUUUUAGCUUCGAGUACAACAGAUUUUGAUGAUUUAGAAAAAGCUGUUCGAGAUAUUCUUCGUACGCUCAUACGUGAAACAUCUCUCAUGGG
This is a messenger RNA of Rotaria sordida, 1553 nucleotides long. Lineage: Eukaryota; Metazoa; Rotifera; Eurotatoria; Philodinida; Philodinidae. The record is from the annotation of a GenBank genome assembly.